AGCGCUCGCAUGGAAACACAAUGUUUGAACAUAACCUCAAAGGAUGAUUCUUUUCUAUGCAGAACUUAGUAUGUUAGAAAGUUGACUCGCACGUAUAUAUUUGAGAAAAUAAAAACGCGAUAAUGUAUUAAUAAUUACAAAGAUGACAAAUACACUUGUACAACAAUAUGUCCAACGACUUAAGUCAAGACAUGAAGAAUCACGUACUAAAGCAGCUAAGGAGCUAUGUUUUUAUGUUAAGACAGAAUUACGUGAGGUAUCUCAAGAAGAGAUUACCGCAUUUAUGGAUGAAUUCAAUCACCAUAUAUUUGAAAUGGUAUCUAGUUCUGAUAUGAACGAAAAGAAAGGUGGGAUAUUAGCUAUUAUUUGUCUUAUUGGAGCUGACGUUGGUAAUAUAAAUACACGCAUAAUAAGAUUUGCAAAUUAUUUGAGAAAUCUCUUACCGUCUAAUGAUGUUGGUGUUAUGGAAUUGGCUGCGAAAACUGUUGGUAAAUUAGCAUUAGUUUCUGGAACAUAUACAGCGGAGUAUGUUGAAUUUGAAGUUAGACGUGCCUUCGAAUGGCUUGGAGGUGACAGGAAUGAAGGAAAGCGUCAUGCAGCUGUACUUGUACUCAGAGAACUUGCUGUAUCAAUGCCAACAUAUUUUUUUCAACAAGUUACUCCUUUUUUUGAUCUUAUAUUCAAUGCAACGCGUGAUCCAAAACCUGUGAUAAGAGAAGGUGCUGUUGAAGCUUUAAGAGCAGCAUUAGUUGUUACUGCUCAAAGGGAAACGGCGAAACAAAUGCAUAAAUCACAAUGGUAUAAACAAUGUUAUGAUGAAGUUAUGGCAGGAUUUGAAGAGUCAUAUUUAAAAGAAAGAGGAGUCAAUAGAGAUGACAGAGUGCAUGGUUCAUUAUUAGUAUUAAAUGAAUUACUAAGAUGUAGUAAUGUACGAUGGGAAAUAAAUUAUGAAGCUUUGAUGGAAAGAUUAAAUUGUUCUGCACAACAAAAUGAAAAUGAUAUACAAUCAUUAAUGCCUAGAUUAAAAACAACAAUAGUAUCUAAAUGGGCAGGAACAUCUCAAAAUUCUUCUGGACCUCAACAUUCAUUAUAUUCGAUACAUGAAUCAGCUGUUUGUCGAUGUUUAAUGCAAGAAAGAUUAGAUGAUAUUUAUACUGAUGUGAUGAAUCAAAGAAUUUCGAGAAAUCCACAUAUUCAACAUGCACUAAUGAUGUUGUUACCAAGAUUGGCUGCAUUUAAUAAGCAAAAAUUUACACAGGACCAUUUAAAAGAAUCUAUGAACUAUCUUUUAAUGACCUUAAGAGCUCGCGAAAAGGAUAGAUAUGCUGCAUUUAUGACUAUUGGUUUCAUAGCUGUUGCAGUUGAAGAUGCAAUAAAUCCAUAUCUUCCGAAAAUUAUGGAGGUUAUUAAAAGUUUACUACCAUCAAAAGAGACACCUAACAAAAAACGUGGAAUAUCCUUGGAACCUGCAGUAUUUAUAUGUAUAACACUUUUAGGACAUGCUGUAAAACUAACUAUUGCAUCUGAUGUAAAGGAUCUUUUAGAACCAAUGUUAGCAACUGGAUUAAGUCCUAUUCUGACAACCUCUCUUAGAGAAUUGGCACAUUGUGUACCAUCUUUAAAACUGGACAUAUCACAAGGUCUCUUAAGGAUGUUGUCACAAGUUCUAAUGCAGAAACCAUUAAGACAUCCUGGAGCACCCUGGACUGUAGCUAGUCCUGUAUCUAUGCCAUCAACAGAAGUAGAUGUUCCUUCAACAGUUCUUGCAUUGAAAACACUUGGCACAUUCAAUUUUGAUGGUAAUCCUUUAUUACAAUUUGUAAGAAGAUGUGCUGAUCACUUUUUAACGUCAGAACAACCAGAAGUUCGAUUAGAAGCUGUAAAAACGUGUUCUCGAUUAUUAAGGUUGGCACUAAAUCAACCAGGACCUACAGUAACUAGUACCGUAUCUACAGUUCUUGGACAAUUGUUAGUUGUGGGAAUUAUAGAUACAGAUUCCGACGUAAGAAAAUCAGUUUUAAUUUCACUAAAUGAUUCAUUUGAUAUUCAUUUAGCACAGGCAGAAAAUUUAUCUGCAUUAUUUAUUGCUAUGAAUGACGAAAUGUUUGAUAUAAGAGAGCAAGCAAUCAGAACUAUAGGAAGACUAAGUAAUAUGAAUCCUGCUUACGUGAUGCCAUCCCUUCGUAAAACGCUUAUACAAUUCCUCACCGAACUAGAGCAUUCUGGAAUGGGUCGUAAUAAAGAACAAGCUGCUCGUAUGUUGGAUGAAUUAGUAGUCAGUGCACCACAACUUAUUCGACCAUAUAUGGAACCAAUUUUAAAAGUUCUUGUUCCAAAAUUAAAGGAAGCGGAGUCAAAUCCAGGAGUAAUAUUAGCAAUCCUUCGUGCUAUAGGAGAUUUAGCGGAAGUAAAUGGUGCUGAAAUGCAACAGUGGAUGCCUGAAUUAUUAUCAAUAUUACUUGAAAUGUUAGUAGAUGCUAGUUCACCAGAAAAAAGAGGCGUUGCUUUAUGGGUUCUUGGACAAUUAGUUGGAAGUACAGGACAUGCAGUAAAACCAUACAUGCAAUAUCCAUCUCUAUUAGAUGUACUUAUUAAUUUUUUGAAAACAGAACAACAGCCAGCUAUCAGAAGAGAAACAAUAAGAGUUCUAGGAUUAUUAGGAGCCUUAGAUCCAUAUAAACACAAAAUGAAUCUUGGACAAAUAGAUUCGCAAUUGGAUAUACUUACAUCAAUGGCUGAUACUAAAAGUGAAGUAGAAAGUACACAAGAUUUGACAACUAGUGAAAUGUUGGUAAAUAUGUCAUCACCCACCUUAGAAGAAUAUUAUCCUGCAAUAGCCAUCGCUACUCUUAUGCGUAUCAUUCGUGAUCCCACAUUAGCUCAACAUCAUACGAUGGUAGUACAAGCAGUGACUUUUAUAUUUAAAAGUCUUGGUAUUAAAUGCGUUCCAUACAUCUCUCAAGUAAUGCCAAGUUUCUUGAAUGUUGUACGUUCGACAGAUGCCAAUUUUCGAGAAUAUUUAUUCCAACAACUGGCUAUUCUUAUUGCUAUUGUGAAACAACAUAUUCGUAAUUAUCUCGAUGAUAUAUUUAAUUUGAUUAAGGAAUUUUGGAUCGUCAAUAGUCCUCUACAAAGUACACUUAUUCUUUUAGUUGAACACAUUGCAAUAGCUUUAGGAGCAGAGUUCAAAAUUUAUUUACCACAGUUAAUGCCACACAUAUUAAGGGUAUUGACACAUGAUACUAGUAAAGACCGUGUGGUAACAGUAAAGUUGUUAAUUGCACUACAAAAAUUUGGAAAUAAUCUUGACAAUUAUCUUCACUUAGUUCUUCCACCAAUCGUGAAGUUAUUUCAUGCAACUGAUUGUCCUAUAGCAGUGAAUAGAAUAGCACUAGAAACAGUAGAUCAUUUAGCAGAUACAUUGGAUUUUACCGAUUUUGCAUCAAGAAUCGUUCAUCCGUUGGUAAGAACAUUGGAUCAAUGUCCAGAAUUGAGAAGUAUAGCGAUGGAUACGCUUUGUGCUUUAUUGAUACAAUUGGGAAAAAAAUAUCAAAUUUUUAUUACAUUGGUACAAAAGGUCAUGACAAAACAUAAAAUUAGUAAUCCUCACUACGAUGUUUUAGUUGAUAAAAUUCUCACAGAAUCGACUGUUGCGGACAGCGAAGAUUUCUUGUUAAUGAGACAUCGACAUUCAAGAAAUAAGAAUCGUGAUUUACCUUUAGCACCGUCAGAUACAGCAACCAUUAAACGAUUACAUGUAUCAGCUUCAAAUUUACAAAAAGCUUGGACAGCAACCCGUAGAGUAUCUAAAGAUGACUGGCUUGAAUGGUUAAGAAGUCUUUCUAUUGGUUUACUUAAAGAAUCUCCAUCUCCAGCAUUAAGAUCAUGUUGGGCUCUUGCACAAACUUAUUCACAGUUACCACGUGAUUUAUUUAACGCAGCAUUUGUUUCCUGUUGGACCGAACUCAAUGACACAUAUAGAACAGAAUUAAUUCAAACACUUCAGCAAGCAUUAAUGGUACCAGAUCUUCCUGAAAUAACUCAGACGAUAUUAAAUUUGGCCGAAUUUAUGGAACAUUGCGACAAAGGACCAUUACCAUUAGAUAAUAAAAUUUUAGGAGAAAGAGCAAUGCAUUGUCGAGCUUAUGCUAAAGCAUUGCAUUACAAAGAAGAUGAAUUUCAUAAAAGUAGAAAUAGUAAUGUAUUUGAAUCGUUAAUUUCAAUUAAUAAUAAACUCCAACAAAAGGAAGCUGCAGAAGGUUUACUUGAAUAUGUUAUGAAUCAAUACAGUCAGCAAGAUCUUAAAGUUCAAGUACGUUGGUAUGAAAAACUUCACAAUUGGGAUAAGGCGCUUCAUUUAUAUAAGGAACGUUUAGAAAGUGAUCCUACAGAUGUGGAAUCUACUUUGGGUGAAAUGCGUUGUUUGGAAGCACUUGGAGAAUGGGGACAAUUGCACGACGAGGCUACGAAACAAUGGUUAAAUCAGAAUGAUGAAAUAAAACAAAGAAUGGCUAGAAUGGCAGCAGCGGCUGCAUGGGGUUUGGGUCAAUGGGAAAGUAUGGAAAAAUAUAUCUCACUGAUACCAAAGGAUUCUCAAGAUGGGGCUUUUUACAGAGCAGUAUUAGCUAUACACGAUGAACAAUAUGAUGUUGCUCAUCAGCUUAUUGAUAGUGCUAGAGAUUUAUUAGAUACAGAAUUAACUGCUAUGGCUGGUGAGAGUUAUCAAAGAGCUUAUAAUGCUAUGGUGGAAGUUCAAAAAUUAGCAGAACUAGAAGAAGUAAUACAAUAUAAGCUUGUUCCAGAAAGAAGAUCUACUAUUAAAUCUAUGUGGUGGGAAAGACUUCAAGGAGGACAGAAGAUUGUCGAGGAUUGGCAAAAAAUAAUACAAGUUCAUACUUUAGUUGUUUCUCCGCAAGAAGAUAUGUAUACGUGGCUUAAAUAUGCUAGCCUUUGUAGAAAAAGUGGUAGCUUAAUGUUGUGUCAUAAAACAUUAGUUAUGUUAUUGGGUGUAGAUCCCUCAUUAACACCAGAUCAACCUUUACCAACGACUCAUCCGCAAGUAACAUUUGCUUACUGUAAACACAUGUGGGUAGCAAACAAACGAGAGGAAGCAUAUAAUCAACUGCAAAGAUUCGUACAAAAUUCUCUGCAACCAACAAUAGUAUCGGUAAUAAAUCAAGAAAAUGAAAAAAUACAGGACGCAAGAAAAAGAUUGCUUGCAAGGUGUUAUCUAAAAUUAGGAGAAUGGUUAGAAGCUUUACAAGGUAUUAAUGAACAUUCUAUACCCGCAGUAUUAUCUUAUUAUGCUGCUGCAACAAAACAUGAUCCAACAUGGUAUAAAGCAUGGCAUGCUUUUGCUUAUACUAAUUUUGAAACUGUAUUGUUUUAUAAACACCAACAGGGUGAUUCUAAUAUCGAGAAUGCUUCCAACAAUGGAACACGUAAUAAUCUUUCUAGCCCUCAAUAUGUAUCACAAUUUACUGUUCCAGCUGUGGAAGGAUUUUUCAGAUCAAUUAAUCUUUCACAUGGCAACUCUUUACAAGAUACACUUCGGUUACUUACACUAUGGUUUGAUUAUGGUCAAUGGCCUGAAGUGUACGAAGCUAUUGUGGUAGGUAUCAGAUUAAUCGAAAUUAAUACGUGGCUACAAGUAAUACCACAACUAAUAGCAAGAAUAGAUACGCCUAGAACUUUAGUUGGACGAUGCAUUCAUCAUCUUCUUAUUGAUAUUGGAAAAACGCAUCCACAAGCAUUGGUAUAUCCAUUAACAGUAGCUUCGAAAAGUGCGAGUCAUGCUAGAAAAACAGCAGCAAAUAAAAUACUAAAAAGUAUGUGUGAACACAGUCCUACUUUGGUUCAACAAGCUAUAAUGGCGAGCGAUGAAUUAAUUAGAGUUGCAAUCUUAUGGCAUGAAUUAUGGCACGAAGGAUUAGAAGAAGCUAGCAGAUUAUAUUUUGGAGAAAAGAAUGUCAAGGGGAUGUUUGAUACAUUGGAACCAUUACAUGCGAUGUUAGAAAGAGGUCCACAAACUUUAAAAGAAACAUCUUUUAAUCAAGCUUAUGGAAAAGAUUUAAUGGAAGCACAAGAGUGGUGCCAUAGAUAUAAAGCUUCAAGAAAUGUUAAAGAUUUAAACCAAGCAUGGGAUGUGUAUUAUCAUGUAUUUAGAAGAAUAUCAAGACAAUUGCCACAGUUGACUAGUUUAGAACUUCAAUAUGUAAGCCCAAAACUCCUUCUUUGUAGAGAUUUAGAAUUAGCUGUACCUGGGAGUUACAGUCCAGGUCAACCUAUAGUCAGGAUAGCAAGUAUUCAUAGCUCGAUGCAAGUGAUAACAAGCAAACAACGACCAAGAAAGUUAUGUAUUAAAGGUAGUAAUGGUAAAGAUUAUAUGUUUUUACUAAAAGGACACGAAGAUCUCAGACAAGAUGAACGGGUAAUGCAGCUAUUUGGUUUAGUAAAUACACUUCUAUUACAUGAUCCAGAUACUUUUAGAAGAAAUCUUACUAUUCAGAGAUAUGCAGUAAUUCCAUUAUCAACAAAUAGCGGUCUUAUUGGUUGGGUUCCACACUGUGAUACGUUACAUACUUUAAUCAGAGAUUAUAGAGAAAAAAAGAAAAUACUACUUAAUAUAGAGCAUAGGAUAAUGCUAAGAAUGGCACCAGACUAUGAACAUCUUAUGCUUAUGCAGAAGGUUGAAGUUUUUGAGCAUGCCUUAGAACAUACUCAUGGCGAUGAUUUAUCACGGCUUUUAUGGUUGAAGUCACCAUCGAGCGAAGUGUGGUUUGAUCGUAGAACAAACUAUACACGUUCUCUCGCUGUUAUGUCUAUGGUUGGUUACAUACUUGGUCUUGGAGAUCGUCAUCCAUCUAAUUUAAUGUUGGAUCGCUUAAGCGGCAAAAUUCUUCAUAUUGAUUUUGGAGAUUGUUUUGAAGUAGCAAUGACACGUGAAAAAUUCCCUGAAAAGAUACCAUUUCGCUUGACGCGAAUGUUAAUAAAUGCUAUGGAGGUAACAGGAAUUGAAGGCACAUACAGAAGAACUUGUGAAUCAGUAAUGUCUGUCCUACAUCGUAACAAAGAUAGUUUAAUGGCUGUGUUAGAAGCUUUUGUUUAUGAUCCCCUUUUAAAUUGGAGAUUAAUGGAUAAUACGACACUAAAGGGCAAAAGAUCAGAUGCACAAGGAAUGAGUUCUAGCAGUAGCCAGGAACACGGAGAUGUCUUAGACUCUCUUACAGCUACUUUACCAAAGAAGGGUGUGCCAUGUAGUGUUGAAAACGGAGGUGAUAAUAAUCAACCAGAAGCAUUGAACAAAAAGGCUUUAGCUAUUAUAACAAGAGUGAGAGAUAAAUUAACUGGACGUGAUUUUUCACACGAAGAAUCACUGAGCGUUCAACGACAAGUGGAUUUACUAAUUCAGCAGGCAACAAAUAAUGAAAAUCUUUGCCAGUGUUACAUUGGAUGGUGUCCAUUUUGGUAAAUUAUAUAUUACAAUAA
This is a messenger RNA of Polistes dominula (European paper wasp), 7488 nucleotides long. RefSeq names its product serine/threonine-protein kinase Tor (gene Tor). Gene Ontology annotation, biological process: negative regulation of macroautophagy; TORC1 signaling. Lineage: Eukaryota; Metazoa; Arthropoda; Insecta; Hymenoptera; Vespidae. The record is from RefSeq and is a predicted model, not a curated record. Gene Ontology annotation, cellular component: TORC1 complex; nucleus; cytoplasm. Gene Ontology annotation, molecular function: protein binding; protein-containing complex binding; protein serine/threonine kinase activity.